Mercurialis annua (annual mercury) is the source of this 2731-nucleotide messenger RNA. RefSeq lists its product as uncharacterized. The transcript is spliced from 5 exons. Lineage: Eukaryota; Viridiplantae; Streptophyta; Magnoliopsida; Malpighiales; Euphorbiaceae. The coding region runs from base 151 to 2565 and encodes 804 amino acids. The record is from RefSeq and is a predicted model, not a curated record.
UGCACUUCCGCCGUCCGCCUGCGGGCUGCACUUCCGCCUCCUCCGUCUGCCCUAACUAGGUUCGUGAUCCGCUUACAAUUUCUGAUUACCGAUCCCGGCCUUUUUUUCAUCCAUUCUGUGCGGUUCUGCUCUACAACAAAUCGCAGUUGGAUGUAUAGUGGGAGACUGGUCAGAGGAUUGUUGACUGAAGGGUACAUUAGUAACGUUAGGGAGUUUUUGAACUUUGCUGUGCAACACCCCGAGUGUAUGAGUGGGCCUGAGAUUAAAUGCCCUUGCCUUAAACCCAAAUGUCGGAACACUGCUUUUCGAACUGUUGACGAAGUGGAGUUUCAUCUCUACACAGACGGGUUUGUGAGUAAUUACCACGUCUGGACUCACCAUGGUGAGGAAAAUAGGAGGGUCGAGGUGCCUGUUAAUGUUAUGCAAGCGGACAACAUGUGGGAACAUAGAAAUGAAGACGAGGGUUGCAGUUCAUUCCAGAGAAUGGUUACUGAUGCUGGUGGUCCCGAAGUAUGGGCAGAAGAGCCUCCGAAUGCAGAAGCUCAGAAGUUUUAUGAUAUGAUGCGUGCGGCCGAAGAACCCAUAUGGCCUGGGAAUGACAGACACUCCGCUUUGUCUGCAGCCGUAAAAUUUUUAGAAUUCAAGUGCCGAUUUCAAGCAUCUGACGGUCUGAUGAAUGAAAUGAGCGAGUUUGUACAUCAGUUGUUGCCUAAAGACAACAAGUUAGCGAAAAAUUCGUACAAUAUUAAAAAGCUAGUCAGAGGGCUUGGGCUUCCAGUUGAGGUGAUUGACUGCUGUAAAAAUAUGUGUAUGAUAUACUGGGGUGACGAUGCGGGUUUGACUUUGCGUAAAGUAUGCGGGCAUGACAGGUGGAAACCAGCUACUGCGGGUAAUUCAAAAAGAAGAAAGACGAAUGUGCCUUAUAAAAAAAUGCAUUACUUUCCUUUAACUCCGAGGCUGCAGAGAUUGUACGCUUCUAGGGCAACAGCUAAACAUAUGAGGUGGCACGCCGAGCACGAGAUGGAGAAUGGUGUGAUGAAUCAUCCGUCUGACUCGCCAGCUUGGAAACACUUUUCGGAGUUACAUCAAGAUUUUGCAGCCGAAGUUAGAAAUAUCAGAUUGGGGUUGUGUACGGAUGGGUUUCAACCAUUUGGUGCAUUUGGGCAACAAUACUCGUCAUGGCCGGUAAUUGUGACUCCGUAUAACUUGCCUCCUGGCAUGGCCAUGAAAGACGAGUUCAUGUUUCUAACGGUUCUUGUUCGCGGACCCAAUAGUCCAAAAGGCAGUUUGGAUAUUUUCCUACAGCCGCUAAUAGUAGAACUGAACCAUUUGUGGGAAUUUGGGACGCGAACAUACGACAUUCAUAGGCGGCAAAAUUUUCAAUUGAAAGCCGCUCUUAUGUGGACGAUCAAUGAUUUUCCGGCUUAUUCAAUGCUCUCUGGAUGGAGCACAUCGGGUAAACGGGCAUGUCCUCACUGUAUGGAAGAAACUGAUGCAAUUACCCUUCCGAAGAGUGGUAAACAAUCGUGGUUUGAUUGCCACAGAAAGUUGUUACCACCUGAACAUUCGUACCGUAAUAACACUACGGAUUUUAAAAAGGGCUACAAAGAAAGAAAAUCAUUCAGGGGAUACAGAAGUGGAGAGGAAAUUGAACAAGAGAUUGAUAGCCUUGGUUUUAAAAAGGCAUACGAGGUUGGAGCUCAGGAUACGAAUGCUCAAAAAUCAAAGCAUCAUGGGUGGCAUAAGAAAAGCAUAUUUUGGGAAUUGCCGUAUUGGAAAACGAAUAUGAUUCGUCAUAAUCUUGGUGCAAUAUAUGCUUUAGACAAAAACGCAAAACAAGCUCUACUGGAAUGGGUUAAAGAGUUGAAGUUCCCGGAUGGGCAUGUGUCAAACUUGGGUAGGUGUGUCGAUUUGAAAAAGCUGAAAAUGAACGGUAUGAAAAGCCACGAUUGUCAUGUUUUCAUGCAGCGUCUCUUGCCAAUUGCUUUUCGAGAAUUUCUUCAUCCGUCCGUGUGGGAACCUAUUACAGAGUUGAGCAUCUUCUUUAAAGACCUGACUUGCACAACGCUUAAAGAGGACGACCUAAUUGAGAUGGAGAAAGACAUUGCGAAAAUAUUGUGCAAGUUGGAACGUAUCUUUCCGCCCAACUUUUUUGAUUCAAUGGAACAUCUUCCUAUACACCUACCCUACGAAGCGAAGCUGGCAGGCCCUGUGCAAUAUCGGUGGAUGUAUCCCUUUGAAAGAUAUCUGAGAAAAUUGAAACGGAAAGUGACCAACAAAGCUAAAGUGGAAGGUAGCAUUGCCACUGGAUAUUUGUACGAAGAAAUCGCCAAAUUUGCGUCAUUUUACUUUAAUGACGGUGAUCCGACGCUGCCUGACCGGCUGCAACGAAACGAGACACGUGAUGAUGUCGUGGACGAUGAUGUAGACCGGCUAUCAAUCUUCAAACCGAAUGGCCGACCUAUAGGUGCUUCUAAAAAACGAAGUUUGGAGGAGGACGAAUACACUGCCGCCCAUAGUUACAUUCUGUUGAACUGUCCUGAAAUCGAGCAUUACAAGGAGUAAGUCGUACACUACUUUUAAAUUUAUUUGUCAAAUACAUGACUUUACUGUAAUAACAAGUAUUGGGUUCUUUUUAAAGUUUGUAUGUUGACGAGUUGUACGAAAUCAAUCCCGGAAUCACCCAAGUUCAAGUAGAAGUGAAGCUCGAGACUGAAUUUUCCUCUUGGUU